AGAUUUCGAUUUCCGUCAAAGGGUUUGAAGAAUGAAUUGAACUUUCUCGCUUUUCUUUGGUUAUAAGUAGGGGGUUUCCCCCUGGCUACCCGUAGUACAAGCAAGAUUCAAGAAACGCAUAAAAAAAAAGAAAAAAGGACUGUGAACUUCUUGUCUAUAAUUGUUUUUGCGUUGUGGGUUAUUGUUGUUUUGUGGUUCAGUUUGUGUCAUUGGCAGAGAAAGGCAGCAUUAGGUGUGUCUCCUUUGUGCCAACGAAGAGAGUUAGCAAUGGAGAUUAUUAGCAAUGGCUUGAGUGACAAUUCUGGAGCUGGGGGUGGUGUUAGGGACAUCUAUGGUGAGGAUAGAGCCACUGAGGAUCAGACUAUCAUCCCUUGGGCUUCUGCUGUUGCUAGUGGAUAUACUUUGAUGCGUGAUCCACACUUCAACAAAGGGCUUGCCUUCACUGAGCAAGAGAGAGAUGUGCAUUACUUGCGAGGCCUUCUACCUCCCGUUGUUGUGUCCCAGGAACUUCAGGAGAAGAAACUAAUGCAUAAUCUUCGUCAAUAUGAUGUUCCAUUGCAAAGAUACAUAGCCAUGAUGGAUCUUCAGGAGAGAAAUGAGAGGUUAUUUUAUAAGCUUCUCAUUGAUAAUGUUGAAGAAUUAUUGCCAGUUGUUUAUACUCCAACUGUGGGUGAAGCUUGCCAGAAGUAUGGAAGUAUUUUCAGGCGUCCUCAGGGACUUUUUAUCAGCCUAAAAGAGAAGGGCAAGAUUCUUGAGGUGCUGAAAAAUUGGCCCGAGAGGAAUAUACAGGUCAUAGUAGUAACUGACGGUGAACGCAUUUUGGGGCUUGGCGAUCUUGGUUGCCAGGGAAUGGGAAUUCCUGUUGGAAAGCUUUCACUUUAUACUGCUCUCGGAGGAGUUCGUCCCUCUGCAUGUCUGCCUAUUACCAUUGAUGUAGGAACGAAUAAUCAAAAAUUACUAGAUGAUGAAUUUUAUAUUGGACUUAAGCAGAGGAGAGCAACUGGACAGGAAUAUGCAGAACUAUUGGAUGAGUUCAUGUCUGCUGUUAAAAAAAACUAUGGAGAAAAAGUUCUCGUUCAGUUUGAAGAUUUUGCUAACCACAAUGCAUUUGAGCUGCUGGCAAAGUAUCGCACAAAACAUCUCGUGUUUAAUGAUGAUAUACAGGGAACGGCAUCUGUGGUUCUUGCUGGGGUUGUGGCAGCUUUGAAAUUAGUCGGUGGAACUCUAUCUGAUCAUACUUUCUUAUUCCUGGGUGCUGGAGAGGCUGGAACAGGUAUUGCUGAGCUUAUAGCACUCGAGAUAUCAAAGAAGUCGGGUGUCUCACUGCAAGAAGCUCGAAAAAAGAUUUGGCUUGUGGACUCCAAGGGACUGAUUGUAAGUUCUCGGUUUGAGUCUCUCCAGCACUUCAAAAAGCCGUGGGCUCAUGAUCACGAACCCGUCAAGUCACUCUUAGAUGCUGUCAAGGCAAUAAAGCCGACGGUUCUGAUAGGAACUUCAGGAGUCGGAAAAACAUUCACCCGGGAAGUUGUGGAGGCCAUGGCAACAUUCGACGAGAAACCUUUGAUCAUGGCUCUAUCGAAUCCAACCUCACAAGCCGAGUGUACUGCUGAAGAAGCUUAUACAUGGUCUGAGGGCCGGGCAAUCUUUGCUAGCGGGAGUCCAUUCGAGCCUGUUAAAUAUGGGGAGAAGACGACAUUUAUCCCUGGCCAGGCUAAUAACGCAUACAUAUUCCCUGGAUUCGGGUUAGGCCUAAUCAUGUCUGGCACAAUUCGCGUACAUGAUGACAUGCUCUUGGCAGCAUCGGAAGCUUUGGCAGCUGAGGUGACAGAAGAAAACUACGCUAAAGGACUCAUAUAUCCACCAUUCACUAAGAUCAGAAAGAUAUCAGCCCAUAUUGCUGCCAAUGUAGCUGCAAAGGCAUAUGAACUUGGAUUGGCUACCCAUCUUCCUCGCCCAAAGGAUCUUGUUAAGUAUGCUGAAAGAUGCAUGUACACUCCAGUCUAUCGCAACUAUCGUUAAUUCUUUCCCCAUUGCCACUGAAAUAUUUGUUGAAAUUGAUUAGUUUUCAUUGUAGCCAGUUGAGAUUUUUCUUGCAUUCUAGCUUUUUGUUUACAUGAACGUUGUGUGGAAGAAGAUGAAAUUGAAUAUCCAAUAAAGAAAAAAAAAACUGUCAUUUUAUAUA
Messenger RNA from Ipomoea nil (Japanese morning glory), 2182 nucleotides. Its product is annotated as NADP-dependent malic enzyme-like. Bases 268 to 2019 code for a protein of 583 amino acids. Gene Ontology annotation, cellular component: chloroplast. Gene Ontology annotation, molecular function: malate dehydrogenase (decarboxylating) (NADP+) activity; malate dehydrogenase (decarboxylating) (NAD+) activity; NAD binding. Gene Ontology annotation, biological process: pyruvate metabolic process; malate metabolic process. The record is from RefSeq and is a predicted model, not a curated record. The transcript is spliced from 17 exons. Lineage: Eukaryota; Viridiplantae; Streptophyta; Magnoliopsida; Solanales; Convolvulaceae.